AUGACAUUUGGGUUGAUGACAGGCCACAUAUACGACAGUGGUCCCAUAAGAGAGGUAGUCAAGUCUGUUACAGAUUUUAAAAUAACUGAUGAGAAAAUACCCUUAAAUCACAGCUUUAAGAAGGAGAAAACUAUAAGACAUGUUGGCUGUUUCUCUUCAUCAGACUCUGCGAAAAAAAUUCAGGUUGGAAUCUGUUUGCUUCUGGUGGAGCUGUGUGAGAGGUUCAUUUUCUUUGAAGUUGUCUGCAAUAUGAACCCUUUUUGCGCCAUCAAGCUUGGCUAUGGCAACUCCCAGGCAGCCAUUUUGAACUUGUGUUUUACUGGAAUUUCAAUACUCACCCCUGUGUUUGCGAGAUGGCUUGCUGAUGUCUGUCUAGGAAGAAAUAAACUGGUAUAUAUUUGUUUAUUUCUACAUUUUCCACGCACUGCUUUGCUAUCUGUGGUUGCUUUCCCCUUGGAAGAUUUCUAUGUGGGUAUUUACCAUACGAUUAACAACAUACCAAAAAACGAGUGGAACAGGCUGUUUUAUGUACCACUGUUGGCCAUCUGCCUCACCACGGGAGGAAUAAGAGGCAUCAUUUGUCCACUGGAUGCUUACAGCCUUCAGGAGUAUGGAUCACAGAAAUGAAUGUCUUUUUUUAAUUGGUUUUAUUGGAUCGUGAACCUAAAUACAACUGCUAUCUUUCCGGGAAUAUCUUACAUCCGGCACUCAGGGGCCUGGGCUCUGGUUUUACUUGUUCCUUUUACGUCUACGCUUUUGGCUCUGAUAACUUUUCAUAUGAUGCACUAUAACCUGAUCUAUCAGCCAGAAAAAUGUUGCUCCCUCCUGACAACCUUUAGGGUGUUUGUUAAUGCACUGAAAACAUGCUGUCUGCGAUAUUGCCAUCUUGGCAGAGACGUGACAAGCUGGUUAGACCAUGCCAAGGAAAAAAAUGGUGGCUGCUACAGUGAACUCCAUGUAGAAGACACAAAAUUGUUUUUCACCCUUCUCCCUGUCUUCAUUUCUCAGCUCCUACACAGAAUGUGCAUUAUGCAGAUUCCUUCAGGAUAUUAUCCGCAGACCAUGAAUUCCAACCUGAAUUUGGAUGGAUUUCUUCUGCCCAUUGCAGCAAUGAAUGUCUUCAGCAUCCUACCACUGUUAAUUCUGCACCCCCUCUUUCCCUCUAAGAGAAAUGGGCCAUUUCUGUCAGCAUGCAUUAUUGCUGGAAAUCUUUCAGCUGCAUUGUCUGUGAUGAUAGCUGGCUUCUUGCAAAUACACAGAAAACACUUCCCUCAAGUGGAACAGCUACUUUCAGGCAAAGUUUUCACCGUUUCCUCCAUGCCCUGUUUCCACCUGAUUCUUCAGUACAUUUUACUUGGAGUGGCUGAAACAUUGGUCAGCCCUGCCUUCUCUGUAAUAUCAUACAGAUUGGUUCCAAAUACCGUCAGAGGACCCUCUAUGAAUUUUUUGACACUGUUCAAUGGAUUCGCUUGUUUCACAGUGACACUGCUGGUGGGGUUGGUAUAGCUCAUCUCAGAAGGCAAUUGGUUUCCAAACACAUUAAACAAAGGCAAUUUAGAAAGCUUCUUCUUCUUGGCAUCAUUAACGUUGUUGAACGCCCUGGGAUUCUGGAGUGUUUCACAAAGAUAUUGUAAUCUAAAUCAUUUUAAUGCCCAGAACAUCAGUGGAAGUAAUCUUGAAGAAACACUUCUCCUCCAUGAAAAGUCUCUGAAAGUUUAUGGCAGUACACAGGAAUUUUCUUCAAGUAUUGAUCUUUGGGAGACAGCCCUAUGA
Molecule: messenger RNA, 1773 nt
Organism: Equus quagga
Lineage: Eukaryota; Metazoa; Chordata; Mammalia; Perissodactyla; Equidae
Gene: SLC15A5
Product: solute carrier family 15 member 5
Biological process (GO): transmembrane transport
Cellular component (GO): membrane
Molecular function (GO): transmembrane transporter activity
Source: RefSeq, a predicted model, not a curated record